AUGGAUGAGUGGAAGGAGGUAAACUGGGCUGUGUACAAAAAGCCUCACUUGGCCGGGUAUAUGUAUGUCUUGCCUCAGAGUGAGAACCCUGACUACCAGUAUUGGCUGGGCCUCAGUGACCACCUGGGCUCUGGGAGGGCUAUCCAUCUUCCUGUGUUUAUUUUUAACGGAAACCAAUAUAAGAUUCAGAUUUUUGAGAAAGGGGAUUUUAAUUGUAAGAUGAAUGAAAGUACUGAAGACUGCCCUUCCAUCUUGGAACUGUUUCACAUGCAUAUGGAGGUUCACUCCUGUAAGGUGCUGGCAGGGGAAAGGGUCUGACUUUCUUAUGACCUACCCAUGCUGUGUUGGCAGUACCUCCUGGACAGGAUGAAGUGCCAGAAGCCCAUUGAUUGGGGUGCUGCCUCUGCAGGUGUCCAGUCCUUCUGCUGCAUUGUGGACUAUGUAGAUGGGCCAUAA
Molecule: messenger RNA, 456 nt
Organism: Sorex fumeus (smoky shrew)
Lineage: Eukaryota; Metazoa; Chordata; Mammalia; Eulipotyphla; Soricidae
Gene: CRYGS
Product: crystallin gamma S
Biological process (GO): lens development in camera-type eye; visual perception
Molecular function (GO): structural constituent of eye lens
Source: RefSeq, a predicted model, not a curated record